Messenger RNA from Coniophora puteana RWD-64-598 SS2, 834 nucleotides. RefSeq lists its product as uncharacterized. The record is from RefSeq and is a predicted model, not a curated record. NCBI's taxonomy places the organism in Eukaryota, Fungi, Basidiomycota, Agaricomycetes, Boletales, Coniophoraceae. The transcript has 9 exons. Bases 1 to 834 code for a protein of 277 amino acids.
AUGCCUGCGGAUAUCACUGCCAGCGAAGCAACGUCUGUUCUUUGCCAGGUGGCCCGUUUUCUUAAGCAUCGCUCCGCGAAGGAAAGGCUGGACAAAGGCGAACAAAUACUCAGGGAUGGCUUGAUCGAGUUCAACAGUCCUCCAGCCGUCUCAAACGACGAAGUUCGCUCUGCCCUUGAGUACACCUAUGAAGAGUACUUUCUUCAUAAUUACAUUCCAUUCACUGCCGUCAAAGCCCAAGCUUGGCUCGACCGUGUUGAAACAUGGCGGAGUGAUGUGGGGCGAGCAUCGAACAACGCCAUUUUCGAGGAGGGGCGCAGGCGUCACGCUGCAGCCCGCGCUAAGAAAACGUCAGCAUACGAAUCAGGCACAAAAACGAGCAAAAAUCCUAGCGCUCCUGCAAUGUCAUCUUUUAUCGAUGAACAGGAAAUGACUACGAUGCACUACAGGAACGGAGCCUCUGUCACGAUUGAGAAAGAGAGUUCCGACCUUCGUUGCGAACGCAAAGAUGACAGUGAAAAACUGCUCACGAAGCAAGCACUUGUACCGCAGCAAGGGGACGCCGCUGGCGGAGGGCGCGGGCGUGCUAUCCAUGAGAAUGUCGAUAAAUUUGACGCACAUCGCGAGGACCUCGAUAUGCAUCACACCCGAUCGUGGCCGGCAAUUGGGAAGACGUUCAUCGGAAUCAACACCGAGGGGUCUACAGCGCGUACGCGAGACCCGACGACAUCGGAUAAUGGCGAUGAGGGUGAUCCGUUAAAGGACAUCGCCAACGUCUUCGAAGAGGCGGCUGUAGAGAUCGCUCAAAGACAGGGUGUAUCUAUUAUUUUUUGA